AUGAAGUUUCUCGCUGGCCUCUCGGCGCUCGCCACCUUGGCGACUGCCGCCACGAUGAAACGUGACUCUCCUCUCGACGUCAAACUCGAGUCGAUUGGCAAUACUGGUCUGCAGGCUACCGUUACCAACACUGGCAAUGAUGCCUUGAAGAUCUUCAAGACUGGCUCCCUCUUUGACAGCGCUCCAGUUGAGAAGGUCCAGGUCUUCAAGGGUGAUUCCCAGGUUGACUUUGCCGGUAUUCGUCUUCGAAUUACCACUGCUGGCCUCGACGAGGAAGCGUUCCUAACCAUUCCUGCUGGCGAGUCCAUCAAGACGCUGAUUGACGUUGGCGAGCUUCACGACCUUAGCGAGGGCGGCGAGUACAACUUUGUUGCCAACGGCGUUCUGUCCUAUGCAGAUGCCAACACAACCGCGAUCGCCGGCGUCGUUCCGUUCUCCAGCAACUCCAUCUCUGCCACUGUCGAUGGCGCCCAGGCUGCUGAGGUCCAGCGUCGCUUUGUCGAGAAGCGCACUGUUGUUCAGUCCGACUGCACUGGCGCCAAGAAGACGGCUCAGACCACAGCCCUUUCCAACUGCGCAUCCCUUGCCAAGCUCUCUGCCUCUGCCGCCCAGUCCGACAGUGCCAAGGUUGUAGAGUACUUCAAGACUGCUUCCGCCGCCAGCACUCUUGUUACCGUCUUCAACCGCGUUGCUUCCGAGUGUGGCAGCACCACGUCUGGUGUUUCCAAGCAGUACUGCACUGAUGUCUACAGCUCCUGCAGCAGUGGUGUCUUGGCCUACACCCUGCCUUCUGGAAGCUUCAUGGUCUCGUGCCCUCUGUACUUUAACUACCUCCCGGCGCUUACAAAAUCCUGCCAUGCUCAGGAUCAGGCGACCACGACUCUCCACGAGGUCACCCACUUGAGCCAGAUCAAGGGAACCCAGGAUCUGGGCUACGGCUACUCGGCUGCCAUUAGACUGUCAGCCACCCAAGCACUGAACAACGCCGACAGCUAUGCUCUGUUUGCCAAUGCUGUCUAUGCCGGCUGCUAG
Molecule: messenger RNA, 1032 nt
Organism: Pestalotiopsis fici W106-1
Lineage: Eukaryota; Fungi; Ascomycota; Sordariomycetes; Amphisphaeriales; Sporocadaceae
Product: Neutral protease 2
Exons: 5
Coding region: 1-1032 (343 amino acids)
Biological process (GO): proteolysis
Molecular function (GO): metalloendopeptidase activity
Source: RefSeq, a predicted model, not a curated record